This is a messenger RNA of Chrysochloris asiatica (Cape golden mole), 1479 nucleotides long. RefSeq names its product zinc finger protein 330 (gene NOAZFP). Gene Ontology annotation, molecular function: zinc ion binding. The record is from RefSeq and is a predicted model, not a curated record. The transcript is spliced from 9 exons. Lineage: Eukaryota; Metazoa; Chordata; Mammalia; Afrosoricida; Chrysochloridae. Gene Ontology annotation, cellular component: nucleus. Bases 6 to 968 code for a protein of 320 amino acids.
GGAAAAUGCCUAAAAAAAAGACAGGUGCGAGAAAGAAGGCUGAGAACCGGCGGGAACGUGAAAAACAGCUAAGAGCAUCAAGAAGCACCAUAGAUUUAGCUAAACACCCAUGUAAUGCUUCAAUGGAAUGUGACAAGUGUCAGAGGAGGCAGAAGAAUAGAGCAUUUUGCUAUUUUUGUAAUUCUGUACAGAAGUUACCAAUUUGUGCACAGUGUGGGAAAACAAAGUGUAUGAUGAAGUCUUCAGACUGUGUCAUAAAGCAUGCUGGUGUUUACAGUACUGGCCUUGCAAUGGUGGGUGCAAUAUGUGACUUUUGUGAAGCUUGGGUUUGCCAUGGAAGGAAGUGUCUCAGUACACAUGCCUGUGCCUGUCCUCUUACUGAUGCCGAGUGUGUGGAGUGUGAACGAGGUGUAUGGGACCAUGGUGGCAGAAUAUUCAGUUGUUCUUUUUGCCAUAACUUUCUCUGUGAAGAUGAUCAGUUUGAACAUCAAGCCAGCUGCCAGGUUUUAGAAGCAGAAACAUUUAAAUGUAUUUCAUGCAAUCGACUUGGCCAGCAUUCCUGUCUCCGUUGUAAGGCUUGUUUCUGUGAUGAGCAUACAAGGAGCAAGGUGUUUAAGCAAGAAAAAGGAAAACAGCCUCCCUGCCCUAAAUGUGGACAUGAAACUCAGGAGACUAAAGAUCUCAGCAUGUCAACACGCUCCCUGAAAUUUGGCAGACAGACUGGAGGUGAAGAGGCUGAGGAAGCGUCUGGGUAUGAUGCCUAUUGGAAGACCCUUUCAUCGGGCAAAUAUGGGGACACCAGCUACCAGGAUGAAGAUGAGGAUGAAUAUGAAGCAGAGGAUGAUGAGGAGGAAGAAGAUGAAGGCGAAAAGGAUUCAGAUACUGAGUCAUCCGAUUUAUUUACUAAUCUGAAUUUAGGAAGGACCUAUGCCAGUGGCUAUGCUCACUAUGAGGAACAAGAGAGCUAGGUGAGCUGUUUGCCCAUUGGCUGGCUAGUGUUAGAGGAGUAGGGCUGUGUGUGUGCUGAUGAAUCAUGUGUGGGUGUUCCAAAGUACUGUCACUUAGCCUUGUGCAAAAGAUAUGCUGAAGGGGGCAAGGAGAGGAGGCAAAGCAUUUUUAAAAAUUUCCAAAAAAAUCCGGCUUAUAUCAUAAAAAAUGAGUUUCAAGUAUAUGGUUUUUAUUGAUUCAAGUAAUAGAAGCAUCAUGAAUUAGAUUAUUAUAGAUUUGAAUCUAUUAGGGUUUUUUUUUGCCAGUUAAAUCCAUCUACAGGAUAAAGGAAUAGGAUAAUAAUAUAUUUGAAAUUAAAUUGCUGUUUUUAUUUUUUAAAUAUUGCUUUAUCAGUUUACUCUUUGUGAUUUUGUAAAAUGUAAUGGGUAAAAAAAAUUACUGUAUUUUUCCUUUUAUGUCUACAGAUAGAAGUCUUAUAUUGUAUAUUCUAAAGUUUCAUUAAAUGUUCUUGUUGUCUUUAAGUAGUCAUGA